AUGUUGCCGCAUCAGGAAGUAAUCGUGAUGCCGUUGAUAGGCGAAAUGCUAACAACUUUUUUUGGCUACGUCGACGGAGACGCCGAAGACCAGGAAUCGACGCCCAUCAUCCCGUGCACCUCGCCCGCGUCUCCCGAUGACCCCGCCCACGCCCCCGUCAUCCCCCACGCCGAGGCUUUUACGUCGAGUCUGCAGGGCGGCGCCGCGCAAGACCACCUUCGGCCGGAUAGCGCUAACUCCGUGGGAUCGGGCGAACCUCCCUCUUCGCUGGCGGGAACCAUCGACGACGGACCAGAGCUCGAGAGGUUCGUCCUCGAGCCGGCGCCUGAAGGAUCACUCAUCAAGUGCAGGAUCUCGAGGGACAGGAAGGGCAUGGACCGGGGGCUCUUCCCGACCUAUUUCCUGCACAUGGAGAGGGACGACGGGAAGAAGGUGUUCCUCCUCGCCGGCCGGAAGCGAAAGAAAUCGACCACUUCAAACUACCUGAUUUCAGCCGAUCCAACCGACCUUUCCCGCGGCGGAGAGUCCUUCUGCGGGAAACUGCGGUCGAACUUGCUAGGGACGCAAUUCACAGUCUACGAUGGCGGCGAAGGGAAGAAGAAACUGACAAGUAACAGCACCACGGAGAAAGGAGGAUCAAGACAAGAGUUGGCGGCGGUUGUUUAUGAGACCAACGUCCUCGGCUUCAAAGGACCGAGGAAGAUGACUGUAGUGCUGCCGGGGAUGACUGCGGAUCACCAGAGAGUAGAGUUUAGGGCCAGUGGAGAACACGACAGUCUCAUUGACCGCUGGAAGAGUAAAAAUAUGGACCAGCUCAUCGAACUGUGCAACAAGACCCCUGUCUGGAACGACGACACCCAGAGUUACGUCCUCAAUUUCCACGGGCGCGUCACUCAGGCCUCCGUCAAAAAUUUCCAGAUUGUCCAUGAGAGUGAUGUGGAGUAUAUCAUCAUGCAGUUCGGACGCGUGGCUGAGGAUGUAUUCACGAUGGACUAUCGAUACCCCAUGUGUGCUCUCCAGGCAUUUGGCAUAGCACUGUCUUCGUUCGAUUCGAAGUUAGCAUGUGAAUAAUAGAAAACUUUGUAAUCUUAGACAUUCCUUUUUUUUUGUUUUUUGUUUGUUUUUGUUGUUUUUUGUUGUUGUUUUUUUUUCUUCUUUAUUUAUUUCGUCGGGGGGAGGACUAUGUGACGGUGAAAAGUGUGUUCUGUGUUAGUUUUGUGAAGAGGGCAGUUGAUGCUGUUUUGGAAGGGAUGACCAAGCUGCCAACUAACUGUAAUAUUUCAUGCUAUCAGAUCGCUAAACAGGACAGUACUGUGAUGCCUUAAACAUUGGUCUUUUUGCCUGUAUACUAAGAUGUCUGUGUGAUGACUCUUCAAUUGUCACUAAAUAGUACCAAUUACCUUUCUGUUUCUGUCGCAGGAUUUUGUUUCUCGUUUUAUAACUGUUGUGGGAUUUAAGAAAAACAUUUUUUUUAUAUAUAAUUGUUGUAGUUUUUUUUAUAUCUGUGGCUGUUGUAGAUAUUGUUUUUUUUUUAUUUUAUUAUUAUUAUUUUUUUAAGACCCAAGUAUGCAUCCUUGCAAGCAGUUUUGUUGCAAGAUAAUCGUGGCAUUCAUAUCUUUCCUUUUUUUUCUUUCUCUCUUAUAUUUUAAACU
Molecule: messenger RNA, 1652 nt
Organism: Penaeus indicus
Lineage: Eukaryota; Metazoa; Arthropoda; Malacostraca; Decapoda; Penaeidae
Gene: ktub
Product: tubby protein homolog
Exons: 8
Coding region: 1-1071 (356 amino acids)
Biological process (GO): protein localization to cilium
Cellular component (GO): cilium
Source: RefSeq, a predicted model, not a curated record